Molecule: messenger RNA, 3549 nt
Organism: Andrographis paniculata
Lineage: Eukaryota; Viridiplantae; Streptophyta; Magnoliopsida; Lamiales; Acanthaceae
Product: protein transport protein SEC23
Exons: 5
Coding region: 619-3240 (873 amino acids)
Biological process (GO): COPII-coated vesicle cargo loading; endoplasmic reticulum to Golgi vesicle-mediated transport; intracellular protein transport
Cellular component (GO): COPII vesicle coat; endoplasmic reticulum exit site
Molecular function (GO): zinc ion binding; GTPase activator activity
Source: RefSeq, a predicted model, not a curated record
UAUUUUGCUUCACAAUUCAAUUCAGUUCAAAUGACCUCCAAAAAUCCAAAUCCAAUUCGCUCAACUGUUGGUGCCUCUUGGCAUAUAGCAGCACCAUUUUGACCGCUCAGAAACUGCUACAACGAGUUAUGCACGCUUCUACCCAACAAACCAAAAAACCCUAAAUAUGUUGAUCCCACUUUAAUCGUCCCUUCCUUCACACGGCGCCGGCUCGUUUGCUGCUGCAGCCACUGCAACGGAAAGGCCCGAAGAUAACCAGCAAAGGGUGGGUUUUCGCAUUUUCGGUAAUCGGGAUCAGCAGUUUGCACAUUGGCCGCCGCCGGAAAGUUCAUAUCCGCAGUUUUCUGGUGCCUGAAUGGAAAGAUGUGGUGAUUGAUCCUUCAUUUCCGGCUAUACGGCAUUGUUGGUUUGGAUUCCGCUACAACGCCUUUCUUUGCCCCCGAUCCGCUACUGCUUCGGUAUUGAAUCUAGGUGUAAUUUACCGGUCAUGUGCGGCGAUUGUUGCUGUGAAAUCGAUGUGUCGGAGAGUUAUUGAAGGUUUGUUGCCUUGAAUCUUGAUUGAAUUUCGAAACCUGGACCUGGAAUUCUGGGGAUUCGUUUUGGUUGGCGUUGCAUUUGAUGGCGAAUCGACAGCAAUCGUCUUCAGGCUAUUCCUCAACUGGCAUUCCGAACUUAGAUGCAAAAUUGGGGGCUCCUCCUUCGUUUUCCCCGCCGACGGCAGCCUCCUCAUCAUCAAGGCCGGUAUUUCCUCCGCCUAUUAUACCGCCAAAUCAGGCCCCUUCUCCUUCAAUCAAGACUCCUAAUUUACCCUCGCCGGCGAAUGGGAUCCGAACCGGAAGCCCUGUUCCCCUCAUGAGCACUCCCCCUGGUCCGCCUGUAUUUUCGUCGCCCCUCCAACCAGCUGCUGUCCCGUUCAGAACUUCCCCUGCAACUCCUCAGCCGGUUGCUUAUUCUUCUAGUUCCUCGUUGCCCACAUCUUCGCCACUGCAUUUCUCAAACGGAUCGGUUGAGCUACAGCAUCAACCUUCUGAUGCUACUGAAGACCUGGGCAAUGAUGUGGGGUCUCCAACUGUCCUAUUCUCAGCUCACAAGGUUUUGAAACAAAAGAAAAUGGCCAACGUACCUAGUUUAGGAUUUGGGGCAUUAGUUUCUCCUGGAAGGGAGGUUUCACCAGGUCCUCAGAUAAUCCAGCGUGAUCCUCAUCGUUGUGAUAAUUGUGGAGCUUACGCCAAUCUCUACUGCAACAUCUUACAUGGUUCUGGCCAGUGGCAGUGUGUAAUAUGCAGAAACUUGAAUGGAAGUGAAGGCGAGUACAUUGCUCCAAGCAGAGAAGAGCUCCAAAAUCUGCCUGAAUUGUCAUCUCCUCUGGUAGAUUAUGUCCAGACAGGAAAUAAAAGGCCUGGUUUUAUUCCAGUAUCUGAAUCUAGAAUAUCUGCACCAAUUGUUCUGGUAAUAGAUGAGUGUUUAGACGAACAACAAUUACAGCAUCUACAGAGUUCCUUACAUGCAUUUGUUGACUCUGUGCCCCCGACUACACGGCUUGGAAUUGUGCUUUAUGGCCGGACGGUUUCUGUGUAUGAUUUCUCUGAAGAAUCUGCUGCAUCUGCUGAUGUACUGUCUGGUGAUCAAUCACCAGGCGAGGAACCAUUAAGAGCAUUAAUCUAUGGAACUGGAAUAUAUCUGUCUCCAAUUCAUGCUUCGAUUCCUAUAGCACAUGGAAUCUUGUCUUCAUUAAGGCCUUAUAAACUGAAUUUGCCUGAAGUUUCCCGAGAUCGCUGUUUGGGUGCUGCAGUGGAGGUUGCCAUGGCUUUAAUUCAGGGUCCAUCAGCUGAGUUAUCAAGAGGUGUUGUUAAAAGGCCAGGUGGAAAUAGCAGGAUAAUUGUGUGUGCUGGUGGACCUUGCACGUAUGGCCCUGGUUCAGUUCCAUAUUCAGUUACUCAUCCUAACUACCCAUAUUUGGAAAAAAAAGCAAUAAAGUGGAUGGACAACUUAGGUAGUGAGGCACAUCGUCGCAAUACAGUGAUAGAUAUACUUUGUGCUGGGACAUGUCCUGUACGUGUUCCAGUGCUACAGCCUCUUGCAAAAUCUUCUGGAGGUGUUUUGGUACUCCAUGAUGACUUUGGGGAAGCAUUUGGUGUGAAUUUGCAGAGAGCUGCCACUAGGGCAGCAGGUUCACAUGGCUUAAUGGAAAUAAGGUGUUCCGAUAAUAUUCUAGUUAGCCAAGUGGUGGGCCCUGGCAAGGAAGCAAACACAGAGAACCAUGAAUCUUUUAAGAAUGACAUGGCUUUAGCCAUACAGAUGCUGAGUGUUGAAGAAACACAAAGCUUUGCAAUAUCAAUGGAGUUUCGUGGAGAUAUCAAGAGUGAUUUUGUGUACUUCCAAUUUGCUAUUCAGUAUUCGAAUAUUUAUCAAGCUGAUAUCUCAAGAGUUAUAACUGUUAGGUUACCUACUGUAGAUAGUAUUUCAUCUUAUCUAGAGAGUGUUCAAGAUGAAGUGGCUGCUGUUCUUAUUGGUAAAAGAACUUUGCUGCGAGCCAAAUCCUUCAGCGAUGCUCUUGAUAUGAGGGCAACACUUGAUGAGAGAAUUAAAGAUGUAGCUGCUAAGUUCGGUAGCCAGGUUCCAAAGUCAAAGCUUUAUCGGUAUCCCAAAGAACUCUCAUUAUUGCCUGAACUCUUGUUCCAUCUUAGGAGAGGUCCUCUCCUAGGAAGUAUACUUGGUCAUGAAGAUGAGAGAUCUGUUUUGAGAUCUUUAUUCCUAAAUGCAUCCUUUGAUCUAUCGUUACGCAUGCUGGCACCUCGCUGUUUAAUGCAUCGAGAAGGUGGGACUUUUGAGGAACUACCUGCAUAUGAUCUCGCUAUGCAAUCUGAUGCUGCAGUUGUUCUUGAUCAUGGCACAGAUGUUUUCAUUUGGACGGGUGCUGAACUUUCUGCUCAGGAUGGAAAAAAUGCCGCAGUUUUGGCAGCUUGUAAGACAUUGGUUGAAGAGCUUACUGAACUACGGUUUCCAGCUCCUAGGAUUCUUGCAUUUAAGGAGGGAAGCUCCCAGGCUCGGUAUUUCGUAUCUCGCCUAAUACCAGCACAUAAAGAUCCUCCCUAUGAGCAGGAGGCAAGAUUUCCCCAGCUUCGAACUUUGACUGCAGAGCAGCGAACAAAGCUAAAAAGUAGCUUUAUUCAUUUUGAUGAUCCUAGUUUCUGUGAGUGGAUGCGCAGCCUGAAAGUAUUGCCCCCCGAACCAAGCUGAGGCACUCGUUAAAUUGUUUUUGUGGUAAAUGUAAUGCGCCGCCUUUGGUAUGCUUCUGAGAUCUCUAUGUUUGUUGGUUUGGUUGGUAAAAAUUGAUGCUACUCUUGCUCUCAACUGACAGUUUGCUAAAGAAAUACCCCUGUCAUCAUAUGUACUUGAUUUUUUUUCUUUUUCCCCCUUUUUCUUUUUGCAUUUUGUUGAUGUUUAGAUAUUCAUACACGAUAUUUUACAUUUAUGCUCUUUAACAGCGCCAUACAUGUACUGAAAUCUCAUGCAUUGGUAAUAAACAGAGUUAUAUUCACAGACCAA